AUGUCGAUGAAGUGUGUUUCCAAGUCUUGGAAAACCCUAAUCUUGGAUCCCGACUUUGCCAAAAUGCACCUUAAGAAGCAAUCUACACGAACAAGUCACCUCGCAAUCCUCUCAAACAUGUCUGAAGGUUCGGGAGAAUGUAGGGCAGUGCCCAUCUCUCGUUUGCUGGAGAGUAACUCACAUUCUAUAACCCUUACCGAUCCAUACCACCAAUUCUUUUACAAGGAUGCUGGUAGGGUUGUUGGUUCAUGCAAUGGAUUGGUCUGCAUGCAAGAUUGUUAUUUCGCGGAGUAUCACGAACACUCGUUCUCUUUCUGGAAUCCUGCCACAAGGACAAAAUCUGAAACAUUGGUGUCUUUUCGCAACUAUCCCAAGCCCAGGAAAAAUGUUUGCAACUUCACAUUUGGUUAUGAUAUUUCAAUAGACACUUACAAGAUUGUGUUCUUAUGUUUGAAAAGGGAUGAUAGCGACCUUAUUGCAACGGCCGUAAGAGUUUUUACUUUGGGUGAUAAUGAUUGGAGAGACAUUGAUUGUUUGCCUGUGGUAUUGGUGCGUCAUCCUUUUGGUAAGUAUGUGCGAAAUGGCGUUUAUUUGAAAAGUAGUGUUAGUUGGUGUGUUCGUUGCAGAUAUUAUUGUCAUUUGAAAAAUCUUAUUGUUGAACAAUUUGUGAUGAUCUCACUUGAUUUGGGGACAGAGACAUAUACACAAUUGUUGCUCCCUCGAUGUUGUGAUGAAGAGCUACAUAAUGUUCCAACUCUUUCUGUAUUGAUGGAUUGCCUCUAUUUUUCUUAUGAUUCUAAGAAAACCCAUUUUGUUAUCUGGCAAAUGAAGGAAUUUGGAGUUGAAGAAUCUUGGACUCAAUUCCUUAAAAUUAGUUAUACGAAUCUUCUAAACAAUUUUAAAACUAAGGAGUUAUAUAAUGAUUCAUUAUUUCAUCGCUCUCGAUUGACACCAAUGUGUUUUUCCGAGAAUGGUGAUACAUUGAUAUUUGCUAUCAAUAUACCAGACCAGGCAAUUCUCUAUAAUUGGAAAGAUAAUAGAGCAAAGAUAAUUGAAAGUACCAAUAAAAUUUUGUGGUUCACUGCCAAGGGAUAUGUUGAAAGCUUGGUAUCGACUUCUUGA
Messenger RNA from Medicago truncatula (barrel medic), 1122 nucleotides. RefSeq names its product F-box/kelch-repeat protein At3g23880. Bases 1 to 1122 code for a protein of 373 amino acids. The transcript has a single exon. NCBI's taxonomy places the organism in Eukaryota, Viridiplantae, Streptophyta, Magnoliopsida, Fabales, Fabaceae. The record is from RefSeq and is a predicted model, not a curated record.